AUGGCAGGACGGCCCAAGCUUCACUACUUCAAGGGGAGAGGCCGAAUGGAAACUAUCCGGUGGCUCCUGGCUGCUGCUGGAGCGGAGUUUGAAGAAGAACUUUUUGAAACUCGUGAAGAAUUUGAGAAAUUAAUUCAAGGUGGAACCCUGAUGUAUGAACAAGUGCCCAUGGUAGAAAUUGAUGGGAUGAACUUGGUUGAGACCAGAGCUAUCCUAAGAUAUGUAGCUGCAAAAUAUGACUUAUAUGGAAGGAACCUCAAAGAACAAGCUUGGAUUGACAUGUAUGUGGAAGGCUUGAGGGACCUCAGUGACAUGAUUAUGUUUCUUCCACUCUCUUUGCCCGAGGAGAAGGAAAUGAAUCUUGACUACAUCCUUGACAGGGCCUCACAAAGAUUCUUCCCCGUCUAUGAGAAGGCACUACGAGACCACGGACAAGAUUUUCUUGUGGGCGAUCGGCUGAGCUGGGCGGAUGUACAGCUCCUUGAAGUCAUCUUUAUGUUGGAAGAGUGCAAAACUGGCAUUCUUUCGGACUUCCCUCUGUUACAGGAUUUCAAGGCAAGAAUUAGCUGCAUUCCAACCAUUAACAAAUUUCUUCAGGCUGGAAGCCAGAGGAAGCCUCCACUAGAUGAAGCCUCCAUUGAGACUGUGAAGAAUAUAUUCAAAUUUGAACGUGCUUCCCACACGCCCCGCGCCCCGACGUCGGGCCCGCGCAGGGUGCAGCCAGCGGCCCUCGGCCGGUCCCGCCUCGCGUGGCCCGCGCCGCCCGCGCCGCCCAGAGGCCCGGGGCGCCGGCGAGGAACGCCCGGGCAGACCGGCGAGGGGCGCUCGGGCUCAGUCCGACAGCGUGGCAGGGGCGCCGCGCGCGUGGCCCUCCCUCGGGGCAGCGCUCGGUCCCCGGCCCGCCCGCAAGGACCCUCCCCGGGCCCGGGCCCGCCCCGCCGCUUUGAUGGAGGUGCCAACAUCUGGGGGAGGGCGGAGGUGCGGCGGCGGCCGGGCCAGAUUUGCAUGAAACGGACGCCCGGAGCCCGGGGGCUCCACCCCGUCCCCCGGCCGUCGGGUCUGAUAUGCCCGCGCGCCGCCCUGCGCAGCCCGCCGGCGCUUCAAAGGGCGCGCGGGCCAAUCCCGCGCCCCGCAGCCCUAUUUAGGGCCGGGGACCGCGCGGCUCGCAGACCGACGGCGGCGGCGUCCGAGUGGGAAGCGCCCUCCCGGCCCACCGGCCCCGGCUCGCUCUCCUGCGGGGCCCCCUUCUCGGGGCGAAGGGGCGCGCGGCCGGGGCGCUCCGACGGCGGCGGGAGGAUGAGCUCCCCGGGAGCCGAGGGCGCGGGCAAGACCCUGCAGUACCGCGUGGACCACCUGCUGAGCGCCGUGGAGAGCGAGCUGCGCGUCGGCAGCGAGAAGGGGGACCCCACGGAGCGCGAGCUGCGCGUGGGCCUGGAGGACGGCGAGCUGUGGCUGCGCUUCAAGGAGCUCACCAACGAGAUGAUCGUCACCAAGAACGGCAGGAGGAUGUUCCCGGUGCUGAAGGUGACCGUGUCGGGGCUGGACCCCAACGCCAUGUACUCCUUCCUGCUGGACUUCGUGGCCGCCGACAGCCACCGCUGGAAGUACGUGAACGGGGAGUGGGUGCCAGGGGGCAAGCCCGAGCCGCAGGCGCCCAGCUGCGUCUACAUACACCCUGACUCCCCCAACUUCGGGGCGCACUGGAUGAAGGCGCCCGUCUCCUUCAGCAAAGUCAAACUCACCAACAAGCUCAACGGAGGGGGCCAGUCAGGGCAGGUGCGAGCGGGGGAGCCAGGGGGUGGGGUGCCAGGCGGCGGUGCCCCCUCCACGCCCACUGGCCCCAUACAAAGCUGA
Messenger RNA from Suncus etruscus (white-toothed pygmy shrew), 1854 nucleotides. RefSeq names its product eomesodermin homolog. Bases 1 to 1854 code for a protein of 617 amino acids. Gene Ontology annotation, molecular function: DNA-binding transcription factor activity, RNA polymerase II-specific; RNA polymerase II cis-regulatory region sequence-specific DNA binding; glutathione transferase activity. Lineage: Eukaryota; Metazoa; Chordata; Mammalia; Eulipotyphla; Soricidae. The transcript is spliced from 9 exons. The record is from RefSeq and is a predicted model, not a curated record. Gene Ontology annotation, biological process: regulation of transcription by RNA polymerase II; somitogenesis; positive regulation of DNA-templated transcription. Gene Ontology annotation, cellular component: nucleus.